GUAGAAGGUGGGAGGGGCGAGAUCCUGCAGUUGGUUGUUGCGGGCGGUGGGAAGAUGGCGGCGCGGGGCAGUGAGGUGCCGCUGAGGCCGGCGACGGCGAACGGUGAGGUCAGCAGCGAAGUGGUGGCAGACGGGCAGGUCCAAGUAUCAGAAGGAAAUCAGGUUGAGACACACCCACGGCAACAGCAGCAGCCGCAGCAGCAACAACCCCCCAAUGCCUGGCAAGUGAUCAAAGGAGUUUUAUUCAGAAUUUUUAUCAUCUGGCUGAUCAGCAGUUGGUUCCGCCGUGGAAGCGCACCCCCAGAGCAGAGCGAUCCUACGGGAAUAGCGCGACAGCCCAGCCGCAAUCUUUUCCCCAAAGACACGCUCAUGGACCUGCGUGUUUAUGUAUCUGAGAAAGAGCACUUCACAGAAUUUAAUGACAGUGCUCCACUCUUUUGGGAGCACUUUGACCUGGUGUAUGGAGACUGGACGAGUGGAGAAUCUGGGACGGGAUGUUAUGAGCACUACGGAGAAAUUCAAACAACUGAGAAUAUAAAAUCCAAUGGUUCCAUGUACAUUCACAUAUAUUUCACCAAGAGCGGGUAUCAUCCUGAUCCAAUGAGGAAAGCCCAGUACAGACGUCUGGCUACAGUGUCGACGACAAGAAUGUUAAACAAAUACAAGAGGAGGAAGUUUCAAAAGACAAAAAAUCUUCUGACUGGGCAGACAGAUGCUGACCCUGAAAUAAUUAAGCGAGCUGAGGACUAUGGACCUGUUGAGAUUAUUUCCCACUGGCAUCCAAACCUCACAGUCCAUAUCGUAGAUGAUCACACAGCAUGGUCAAUGGGAGCAGUACCACCUCCUCUAGACCAGUAUGUGAAGUUUGAUCCAGUCAGCGGUGACUAUUAUCCAAUCAUUUAUUUCAAUGAUUACUGGAACCUGCAGAAGGACUACUUUCCCAUCAAUGCUUCCCUGGAGAAACUGCCUCUGCGUAUGACGUACUGCCCGUUGUCGCUGUGGAAGUGGCAGCUGUACGCUGCACAGAGUACCAAAUCUCCGUGGAAUUUCUGGGGAGAGGACUUGUACGACCAACCAGAUGAGGAGCAGGAUUCAGUGAAGGUUGCCUUACUGGAAACCAAUCCAUAUCUCCUAGCAGUAACUAUUAUUGUGUCCAUUGUGCACAGUGUGUUUGAAUUCCUCGCUUUCAAAAAUGACAUUCAGUUCUGGAACAGCCGUCAGUCCUUGGAGGGGCUGUCUGUACGCUCUGUGAUUUUUGGUGUCUUCCAAUCUGGGGUCGUGUUGCUUUACAUCCUGGAUAAUGAGACCAACUUUGUGGUUCAGGUCAGCGUAUUUAUUGGCCUCUUGAUCGAUCUUUGGAAGAUCACCAAAGUCAUGGAUGUGCGGAUUGACCGGGAUAAUAAAGUGGCUGGGAUCUUCCCUCGCUUGACGUUAAAAGACAAAUCAACAUACGUGCAGUCCUCAACUAAGAACUACGAUGAUAUGGCUUUUAAAUAUUUGUCCUGGAUUCUGUUCCCACUGUUGGGCUGUUAUGCUGUCUAUAGCUUAUUGUAUAUGGAGCAUAAAAGCUGGUAUUCCUGGGUGUUGAGUAUGCUCUAUGGUUUCUUAUUGACGUUUGGAUUUAUAACAAUGACGCCACAGCUUUUCAUUAAUUAUAAGCUAAAGUCGGUAGCUCAUCUCCCGUGGAGGAUGCUUACCUACAAAGCACUAAAUACCUUCAUUGAUGAUCUCUUUGCAUUUGUUAUCAAAAUGCCAAUGAUGUACAGAAUAGGAUGUUUGAGAGAUGAUGUUGUGUUUUUUAUCUACUUGUACCAACGCUGGAUCUAUCGAGUCGAUCCCACUCGAAUGAAUGAAUUUGGGACGAGUGGAGAGGACUCUGUGAAGAUGUCAAAAGAAAAUAGUUCCCCGAAAGGUCUAAUGGCAAAACCAGAGGAAGAGAAGAAAAAUGAUUAAAUGGAAACCUUUGUAUUGUCAUAAGCUUAACAUUUCACUGAAAAGUCAAGUGAGACCAUGGACUGUAAUAAUCAACUUCCUGAUUUUGUAUUAAUAUAAUCCUGUUGAAGACCAGUGAAUUUGGAGUCCGGGUUAAUGUGCUGUACUGUAUUUGUUCUGAAACAUAUCUGUAUUUAAGUAUGAUAACUUUGUAAUCACUGUAUUCCAGUGUGGAAUAUUUGGUACAUUAAAUUGCUAAUAACGUUUAAA
Messenger RNA from Stegostoma tigrinum, 2202 nucleotides. RefSeq names its product CLPTM1 regulator of GABA type A receptor forward trafficking (gene clptm1). The record is from RefSeq and is a predicted model, not a curated record. The transcript has 14 exons. Lineage: Eukaryota; Metazoa; Chordata; Chondrichthyes; Orectolobiformes; Stegostomatidae. Gene Ontology annotation, cellular component: endomembrane system; membrane. The coding region runs from base 55 to 1953 and encodes 632 amino acids.